Amaranthus tricolor (Joseph's coat) is the source of this 1204-nucleotide messenger RNA. Its product is annotated as abscisic acid receptor PYL9-like. The transcript is spliced from 3 exons. The record is from RefSeq and is a predicted model, not a curated record. Gene Ontology annotation, cellular component: cytoplasm; nucleus. Gene Ontology annotation, molecular function: abscisic acid binding; protein phosphatase inhibitor activity; signaling receptor activity. The coding region runs from base 368 to 874 and encodes 168 amino acids. Lineage: Eukaryota; Viridiplantae; Streptophyta; Magnoliopsida; Caryophyllales; Amaranthaceae. Gene Ontology annotation, biological process: abscisic acid-activated signaling pathway.
UAACCUCAUUAUGAUCCAACUUGUACCCAAUAAAACACCAUAUCUUUCAACCAAUACUUAUCUCACAGUCUUAAUGGGACCCACAAGUGUAACUAACCCACAAUGAACAACAUGUGCUGGUCUGUUAUACAAACAAAUCUCACCCUCUUGUCAUUUUAGUCUUCUCCUUCAUCCUCAUCAAAAAACAACCAUAAAAAUUUGGAACUGUGAGAAAAUGACUUAUGUGAAUAUAAACAAAACUUCAUAAAAUAAGAAGAUAACAUGAAUUUGCAAAGUUGAGAAAAAUAAAAUUAAAGAUUUAUAGAAGAAAAAGUGAUUGCUUGUUGGGUUUUUAAUUAUUUAAUUUUUUCUUUCUUUCAAGUGAAGUAUGGAGUCUGUAUACAUUGCUAGACACCACAGUCAUAGAGUUGCAGGGAAUCAGUGCUCUUCUGCACUUACCAAACACAUCAAAGCACCAGUAAAUCUUGUAUGGUCAUUAGUGAGGAGAUUUGAUCAACCUCAAAAGUAUAAGCCAUUUGUAAGCCGGUGCACAGUGAGUGGGGAGCUCAAGAUUGGAAGCCUAAGAGAAGUAAAUGUAAGAUCUGGUCUACCAGCUACAACCAGCACUGAAAGGCUUGAACUUCUUGAUGAUGAUGAGCACAUUCUAAGUGUCAGAAUUGUUGAUGGGGAUCACAGACUAAGGAAUUACUCAUCAAUUAUCACCGUUCACCCUGAGAUAAUCAAUGGAGAGCCGGGCACUUUAGUCAUCGAAUCAUUUGUCGUUGAUGUGCCCGAAGGAAACACUACAGAGGAAACUUGUUACUUCGUCGAGGCAUUAAUCAACUGUAACCUCAAAUCCUUAGCCGAUGUCUCUGAGAGGAUGGCACACGCCUGAUAUACAGCGCAUGCUCAUGCCUCAAGCUACUGAUGUAUGUAUCGCUUUGUUUAAGAUCUUUUUAUUUUCGUCUGUUCCUUUUGAAGCUUCGAGGAGAUUUAUAGUCCCAAAAUGUUUGCACCCUUUUUUUACAUAUGGUUUUGAUGCAGAGAUUAUAGCAUCCCAGGCUUCAUAAAAUCAUUAUAUCCUUCUUUUUCUUUUUAAUUUGGAUGUGUAAGUUUGUUUGUAAAGCAUUACUUAACAGAACUUUGCUGUAUAUGUAAGUCUUUUUUACAACUUAUUAUGUUGGUGUAAGAAUGAUGAAUAAUGUUUUGGCUUUUCCUUUUUGUA